UCGCAGCGCGAGGGGGGCUUAUCGCGUCGUAUCGUAGCGGCGCGCGCGGGAUUGUGGGACGGCGGCGGCCUAGUGUUGACGUGCAGGCGGGGGGCGGUGUGUUCACGGAACUGACAAGCCAUGGGGCAGGAGGAUAUCAUGAGCACGGCGGAGGAUGUCGCGGAUCAGUUCCUCAGAGUGACGAAACAGUACCUGCCUCACCUGGCGCGCCUGUGUCUCAUCAGCACCUUCCUGGAGGACGGCAUCCGCAUGUGGUUCCAGUGGUACGAGCAGAGAGACUACAUCGAGGCCACCUGGAGCUGCGGCUACUUCCUGGCCACCUGCUUUGUGCUGCUUAACCUUUUAGGACAGCUGGGUGGCUGUGUCCUUGUUCUCAGUAGAAAUUUUGUACAGUAUGCUUGCUUUGGAUUAUUUGGCAUUAUCGCGCUACAGACUGUUGCCUACAGUAUCCUAUGGGAUCUAAAGUUUUUGAUGAGGAACAUGGCUCUGGGAGGCGGGCUGCUGCUACUCUUGGCCGAGUCACGCUCGGAGGGCAAGAGCAUGUUCGCCGGUGUGCCUACGAUGGGCGAGAGCUCCCCCAAGCAGUACAUGCAGCUGGGUGGCCGCGUGCUCCUCGUUCUCAUGUUCAUGACCCUGCUGCACUUCGACUCCAGCUUCUUCUCGAUCCUACAGAACAUGGUGGGCACAGCCCUCAUCGUCCUGGUGGCCAUCGGCUUCAAGACCAAGCUGGCGGCUCUCACCUUGGUGGUGUGGCUCAUGGCCAUCAACGUCUACUUCAACGCCUUCUGGACGGUGCCUGCCUACAAGCCCAUGCACGACUUCCUCAAGUACGAUUUCUUCCAGACCACGUCGGUCGUCGGCGGCCUGCUGCUAGUGGUGGCUCUCGGUCCCGGGGGCGUGUCCAUGGACGAGAAGAAAAAAGAGUGGUAAAACCAGAUUCCGUCUCCUCACACAGGAACAAAACGAAUCCACUGCCCAGGACACAAGGACCCGCAAAUCUUAAAACAACCCAGUACAACUCGGCGCCACCUCCAUUCUCCUCCUCCUCUUCUUCUUCUUCUUCAGCUGCCCUUUUUUUGUUUUGUUUUUCAUUUUUCACACUUGUUUUUACAAAUUCACACUGGCAGAAACAUGAUUUUUUUUUUUUUUUUAAAGUCACCUGAUCAUAUCCUACUGUAAAAGAAAUCAGCCUGAAUGACAAGAAACUGUCUGAGUUUAUGUUUCCUUCUUUCCCUCUGUCGCUGCUGACCAGGAUGCUGUCUGUCUUUAAAGCAUUAUAAACGUGUUCCUGUUGGGAUGCUUCACCUCUCACGUGCGUUGCUAAACGGUUGUUUGUUUUUAAAACACUUGAGAAAUAGCUGUGAAUCUGUCCGCAUAUAGACUCUGUGAAACGACAGUAAUCUAGCGCUCUAACCGAACGACGUUUUCGAAUGCGACUAAUGAAAAGGCGUCACGAAUCGUUCGUGGCGCGUCUGUCGACGCUUCUUUCACCCUCGAAUCAAGCCACGUGUCAACGCGAACAGCCCUUGCGUUUAGGGUGCGCGGGAGUCUUCUGUAACGCUGGUCGUGGUUCAGACUGGGGGCGGGGAUUUGUCACGUAUAAACCUCCCUACAGAAUAGAAAGGCGAAACUUCUGACCGCUCUGUUUUCGCACUAGUGGGACUGUGUGCUGUCUGAACCUUAGCUUCGGAUCCAGACGGUAGGCAGACUUGCAGAUUAUACAAACAAACAAAUAAAAAAAAAACAACAACACUAUUUUACACAUCUGCGCAGGUGGAAUAGGUCAGAAGAAGGUCUGUUCUGUCACCAGAGCUUCAUCUUGAUCUGUGUUUUUUUUUUGCUGUCGUUAAAAUAACAUGUCGAUUUACCGGAGUUUAUAAUGUAUUUUUUUGAUUUUUUUUUCUUCAUGUUUUCAGGCGGAGAGAAAAAUAAAAGCAAAAAAAUUA
Molecule: messenger RNA, 1946 nt
Organism: Ictalurus furcatus (blue catfish)
Lineage: Eukaryota; Metazoa; Chordata; Actinopteri; Siluriformes; Ictaluridae
Gene: surf4
Product: surfeit 4
Exons: 7
Coding region: 121-930 (269 amino acids)
Biological process (GO): Golgi organization
Cellular component (GO): endoplasmic reticulum; endoplasmic reticulum-Golgi intermediate compartment; membrane
Source: RefSeq, a predicted model, not a curated record